Messenger RNA from Pogoniulus pusillus (Red-fronted tinkerbird), 4148 nucleotides. It is a transcript of the gene KCTD2, whose product is annotated as potassium channel tetramerization domain containing 2. NCBI's taxonomy places the organism in Eukaryota, Metazoa, Chordata, Aves, Piciformes, Lybiidae. The record is from RefSeq and is a predicted model, not a curated record. The transcript has 6 exons. Gene Ontology annotation, cellular component: Cul3-RING ubiquitin ligase complex; cytoplasm. Bases 39 to 782 code for a protein of 247 amino acids. Gene Ontology annotation, molecular function: cullin family protein binding. Gene Ontology annotation, biological process: proteasome-mediated ubiquitin-dependent protein catabolic process; protein homooligomerization.
GUGGUGAUGGCGAGGAGGGGGCUCUGAGCGGUACCGACAUGGCCGAGCUGGCGGCGGCAGCUGAGGGGCCGCCGCGGGGCCGCACGCCUAGUCCAGGCCCCGGGGGAGCGCCGGGGCCGCCCAGCCCCCGAGCGGCCGGUGCGGCGGCUGGCUCCGGCGGGACGCCGUCUCCGCCCGGCGCGGCCCGGCCGCCCGCUGCCUCCAAGUGGGUCCGCUUGAACGUGGGCGGAACGUACUUCGUGAGCACUCGGCAGACGCUGUGCCGGGAGCCCAAAUCCUUCUUGUGCCGCCUCUGCUGCCAGGACGGGCCCGAGCUCGGCUCCGACAAGGAUGAGACCGGGGCAUAUCUCAUCGACAGAGACCCCACCUAUUUUGGUCCAAUACUGAACUACCUCCGACAUGGGAAACUCAUCAUAAACAAGGAGCUUGCAGAAGAAGGGGUACUGGAAGAAGCUGAGUUCUACAACAUUGCAUCUCUUGUGCGUCUGGUGAAGGAGCGGAUCCGGGACAAUGAGAACAGAACCUCCCAAGGACCUGUGAAGCACGUGUACAGAGUCCUGCAGUGCCAAGAAGAGGAGCUCACACAGAUGGUGUCCACGAUGUCCGACGGCUGGAAAUUUGAGCAGCUGAUCAGCAUUGGAUCUUCCUAUAACUAUGGAAAUGAAGACCAAGCAGAAUUCCUCUGUGUUGUGUCCAGGGAGCUCAACAACUCUACCAACGGCAUUGUCAAGGAGCCAAGUGAGAAGGCAAAGAUUCUUCAAGAGCGAGGAUCCCGGAUGUGACUCAAGUGUCCCCCGCGCAGGCUGCCAGCGGUCAGCGCGACCUUGUCCUUGUACAGUAACCGAGCUAACGCAAAGCAAAGCCUGUCCUGCCAGCGGGGAAUAAUUCUGGUCAUAACCAAAGGCUUCCCUCCCACCCUGGAAACCAAGGAAGGAAAAGACUCCUCCGGUUGGAUGGUCCUUUCCACAAGUGUUUUCUUUUCUUGGCCAGCGCUGUAUCGAAUCUUUCCAGCAAUGGCUGGGCUGGAUUCCCAGUCAGAGCCUUUGCGAAGGUUGCUCAGGUCCACAGGCCCUCGUUAUCUGUCCCACCUUCCCACAGGCUGGCACAGGUGGGAAGAUCCAUAUUUGAGCUGUGCCAUUUCUUGCACCCAGGUCUGCCACCAGAAAAGUGCAGGGACCUUGCAAUGCUCCCCGGUUCUGAGCAGUCAGCCCCCACCCCUAAAUCAGAACAGGGCUUUCAGAGGAGAAACAAAACAACCACUUGUAAAAAAGACCCCCACAAACUUUUCCAUUUGUGCUUUGUACUUGUUCCUUCUUCACUUCCUAAGAGCUGAGUUUAGGUACUAAGGGGAGGGGAGUUGUGUGCACACCUAGCCCAGGGCUGGCUGGCGACACCAUUACAUAUGGGCUCCUGGCACCCCCAGAGCCCGUGGCUUUGCAUGCAUAAACAAAGAGACCUGUGUUCACCCAGAGUAAUGAUAGAGUGAGAGUUCUGUCCUUUACACUUCUCUGCUGAGGAAGAGUAGUAACAUCUUUCCCUCCAAUCCCCUGCCAUGGCCAUAUCUUAGCCUGGUGCAAAGUCACAAGGUUAGGGACUUGCUGCUGCCAAGCUCAGCUUUGCCUUGUUUGUCUCCAGCAGCAUGGGCUCUCUGUCUCCUUCCUUCUCACUCAGGGGAGGACUUCAGGCAGAAUUUCUUUUGUACUGUAGCAAGCAGGUAGUUUUGGUUUAACCCAUGAGAUCCUUUGCAGAAGAGAUCCCCCAUUCACAUGAAGUGAUUUACCUGCAGCCCCCUCGUGUCCCCACCUUUAAGAAGUCACCUUGAAUUACAGAGGGACAUCAUAGAGCAGGGGGGUGGGGAGGGGUGGUGUUGGUGAAAAGUUGCCAAACUGUUGUACUGUUUCUUGUCCAAAGUGAUGUGUUGACUUGUGACUUUUCUUUUGUUCUGGAAUGCCUUGGAUGGAUGUGCAAAAUGUUCGUUUUGUGCCUCUCUUGAAUUCUGAUCUUAGCCAAACUGCAGUCACCGGUUCCCCUCUGUCAACCUGUGCCAUCCCUAGCCAAGGGCAUGUCCCUCCUAGACUGGUAAAUGGAAUUUCUUAGGAAUUUGCUGCAUGUUCUUCCCCUUUCAUCCUGGCUUUGGUCUGUGUAGCCCAAGUAUCCAAGCACUUGGGUCUCUGAGUUAAGUCCCAAACUGACAUUCAGCAGGAAGCUUCAGAGAUGCUGGAAUUCACAGACAUUGACAAGCUUGCAGCAGAUGUUUCUCAAUAAGGUAUCUGACAGUUCCUGACCUGGACUGAGGAGUUUGGCUCCUUUCUGGAGGACUUCAGCUACCCAGGCUCUCCUUGAAGUUUUGAAGCAGAUCGGGCACGUUUCCCAUCUUGCCACUUGUUGCUGACAGCCUUGCAGCAGUGUCCCACCAUCAGUUCAGCAAACAAGAUGUGCAAAGACACCGAGUGACACCGCUGCACUCUGCCUCCUUUCGGUCCUCCUUGCCUGUGCUUUCCCAUCCCGCUUUGCCAACGUACCUCCUCCGGUGGAGGCUUUGCCUCGUUCUCCAGAAAGACCAGAGAGUUACCUCUGCUAGUUUAGUCCUGGGGACAAAGGACUGUGCCAAAUGUCUUUGGAUUCACCUUGUGUCAGUUCCAGGCUGUUGAAGCACAGCUGGCUUGCCAGCAGGCUGAAGAACCCAGCUCUUCUUCCCUCCAUCUUCCCAGUUUGUAAGGUGGUGAGAUGGUAUUGGUGUGGUUAGACCGUGGGCCUUGGCUGGGCCUGAACAACACUGUGAUGUGUAUAGAGAUCUCUCCUCUGUCAGUAUCUUGUAGCCGCAGUCAUUGUCCAUCUGUGCUCACCGCUGAGCCAUCCAGAAGCACAUGUAUGCAAGUUAACAGCCUGAAAAGCCCUUUCAUGCUCAUUUGUCUUUCCCAUCCUCAGAGGAGGGAGUUUCUGGGAACUGGUUGAGAAAAUAAUCAAACUAAAGGCAAGAGGAACUGAGCUGAGCUGCUUUUGUCACAGGGAUACCAGCUGAGCACCUUGCUCUUCAACUCACAGUGCUCUGAGCAACACCAGUUGCAGAGGGAGGCUCUGUCCAGUACAGCUCAAGUACACAAAAACGAUACCUCGCUGCUUUUCUCAGUCACCAAAAUGGCCGUAGGUGGUGGUUAGCACCACUGGAGGAUUGUCUGACACAAGAGCGAUGCCAUUGCUGCCCUCUGACCCUCAGAGAGCCUAACCAUUGCCAUUGCCAGCUGAGUGGAACAGAUGUUUAACCCUCAAGCACAAGAAAGACCAUGGGAGCUGCAUCUUGAUUCUCCUUUCUACCCUGCUCUCUGCAGCCAGGACACGUCAGGAGGUUGAAGAUUCUUUGGGUUCACCUGCAGGGUCUUUAAUUUCAGGAGAACAAAUGUGUGGUAGAAAAUCAUUGGUACUGGACACUCGAGUUCUUAGGUCAUGGUUAGGACCAGGCACGAUGUCCACCCAGAGAAGGUACAUUCCUAGGGGAGGAUUUCUCCUUUCCCAACUGUGCCAGGUCACCUGGAUCCUGAGACCAGGGUUGGUCUCUGCAUCCCGCACCAGUUGCAUCCCUUCUGUGCUCAAGGCUUCACCUUCCAUGGCCUUCCCCUCAGUCACAGCUGUAUCAGACCUAGCACUGAAUUAGGAUGAGAUUUGUCCUGAUCACUCUUUAAAAAAAGGUUGUGGUGAGCAGGGGUAGAUCUCCUGCUUAUCCAGGAAUGUUGUGUCUCCUGGGAAGGUUCACUUUGAAGCACUAAUCCUGGAAAUGGCAAGGGUGACACGUGGCUUCAGUUGGGAGUUCUUGAGCUUUUUUCCCCUCUUUUUACACUUUCCCAGUGGCCUAAAUUGUUCCAUUAUGGCAAGACUGGAAAUAACCUCUUAAAAGUGUCUUGGUUUCUGCACAUUUUUAACAAUGGAUUCUUCUCAGGGGUGACUGAGUGGGCUGAGGUGGAGGGGAGGGGGGGGGCACGGUUUGGGUCGCUGCGGGGCGAUGGGACGGGGCAGCUCCCCAGCCUGCAGCUGGGCCGUGGGCUCCCUCCCCUCACCUUUGCCACCAAACCCGGAGGUUUUGUACAGUUUGUCACGUGUCAGUGCCCUUUGCUACUGUUUCUCUUUGGUUAUUAAAUGUGUUUGAAUAACAA